Molecule: messenger RNA, 3088 nt
Organism: Sorex fumeus (smoky shrew)
Lineage: Eukaryota; Metazoa; Chordata; Mammalia; Eulipotyphla; Soricidae
Gene: TNFAIP2
Product: TNF alpha induced protein 2
Exons: 14
Coding region: 1-2205 (734 amino acids)
Biological process (GO): exocyst localization; exocytosis
Cellular component (GO): exocyst
Molecular function (GO): SNARE binding
Source: RefSeq, a predicted model, not a curated record
AUGGGGCGGCCAGGGGCGGGCACGGCGGGGGCGGGGUCGGCUCGGCGACUAUUUGUGGCCGCGCCGGCGGCGGCGGGGACACAGCGGCGGCGACAAGGCAGACAAGCCAAGGACGGGCUGCUCGUCCUCGCCCCGAGCCCGCUGCCCUUCUCCCUGCCGUUGCUGCGAGGGGCCACCUGCAGCUCGGGGAUGCUGAAGAUGACAACCUACUUCCCAGGCCACCCUGGCCAGCAGCUGCCACCGGGUGCCCUCAACCUCCCCAAGGACCUGGGCACGGCCCUGGAAGCUGAGGUGGUGCCCGGGCAGGACAAGGAUGAAGCUUCGCGGAAGGAGAAGAAGGCCAAAGGCCUGUCCACCAUCUUCAGUGUAUUCAGCAAAGGGCGGAAGAAGAAGGGGCAGCCCAGCACGGCGGAGCCCGAAGGAGUGGCGGAGGCCCCGGCCAGCCGAAUGCCCACGGUGGAGGAGCUGAAGGCCGCGCUGGAGCGGGGACAGCUGGAGGCGGCGGGGCCGCUGCUGGCGCUGGAGCGGGAGCUGCGGGCCGUGGCGGCGGCGGGCGGCGCGAGCGCCGAGGACCUGGUGCGGAGCCAGAGCAAGGUGGAGGCGCUGUACGUGCUGCUGCGGGACCAGGUGCUGGGCCUACUGCGGCGGCCCCUGGACGUGGCGCCCGCGCGGCUGCGCCAGGCCCUGGCCGUGCUGGCCGAGCAGGAGCGCGAGGACCGGGGCGCGGAGGCGACGCCCGGGCCCCCCGCGCUCGAGGCCACGCGGCCGCGGGGCUGGCUGCGCCUGUGGCGGCGCGACGUGGCGCGGGAGGCCGAGGAGCGGCUGGGCCAGGCGCCGGCGGCCGACGCGCAGGCGGCCAGCGCGGGCAGCUCGGAGGUCGAGCGCGUCUUCCUGCACAUGGGCCGCACCACCAAGGACGCCCUGGAGGCCGCCGUGGCGCGGCUCCAGCCGCUCUUCCCCGCCGAGUUCCAGGUGGUGGCCGUCUACGCCGAGAGCUACCACCAGCACUUCGCGGCCCACGUGGCCGCCAUGGCCCAGUUCGAGCUGUGCGAGCGCGACGUCUACACGCUGCUGUGCUGGGUGCGGAACUUCUACCCCAAUGACAUCAUCAACAGCCCCACGCUGGCAAAUGAACUGCAGGGGCUGAAGCUGGGGAGCCUCCUGCCCCCCAAGCAGGUCCAGACGCUGGAAGCCACGUUCCUGGCCAACGAGGUGGCCAAUGUGAGGGUGCUGAUGGGCCGAGCCCUGGAGGUGGAAUCCCCUCGCUGGACCCAGGACAUGGACCCCCCGUGGCUGGACGGCCACCGCCACAGUGAGCUGACCAUUGACAUCAUGCAGAUCCUCUCCCAGAGCCACGCCAAAGCCAAGAGCAUCAGCCCGGAUCUGAGCUCGCAGAUCAAGCCCUUGCUGCUGUCGGAGAUGAAUACGUUCCUGCGGAGCUACAAGCGCACCUUUGAUGAGUUUCUGGAGAGCUGCAAACAGCUGAGAAAUUACAGGGCCAACGUCAUGGCCAACAUCAACAACUGCCAGCUGUUCCGCACAGCCUUGGAGCAGAAGUGGCAGACCCAGCAGGACCUCCAGAACCUCCUCCUGGGCCCCCUGGCCGAACUCAAGAGCCACGGCUUUGACGUGCUGCUCCAGAACCUCUUUGGGGACCUGCAGCCACAGUUCAAGAGACUCUUGCAGAGCCGCAAGCCCGUGUCCACAGAGACCGUGGAGGAAAUCGUGUCCACAGUGGGUGCGGCGCUGCCCGAGUUCUCCGCGCUGCUCGCCAGUCUCCGGGAGGAGCUGCUGGAGCUGGUCCACCUGCACCUGGUGAAGGAGUUCAUCCUCUGCCUCACCAAGCGACGCCUGGUCCUCAAGACGGCGGAGCAGCAGCUGGACCUGGCCGCCCAGAUCCAGGCCAGCGCCAACCUCAUCCAGACCUUCUGCACCCAGAACGGAUCGCCCGCCACGUGGCUGCAGCAGGCCCUCCCCACGCUCGCCGAGAUCAUUCGCUUGCAGGACCCUAAUGCCAUCAAGAUCGCCGUGGCCACUUAUGCCACCUGGUAUCCCGACUUCAGCAAAGGCCACCUGAAUGCCAUCUUGGCCAUCAAGGGGAACCUUUCCAGCAGCGAUGUCAAGAGUAUCCGGAGCAUCCUGGACGUGAGCGUGGGGGCACAGGAGCCCUCCAAGCCCCUGUUCUCGCUUAUAAAGGUCAGCUAGUCCCGGGCCUGCUGCCCCAGCUUGGACUGCUUCACCUCACGUCUGUCGGGCUCCUACCUCCAGCCUCCGUCUCCACCCGGCUGGCACCAGAUGCAGCCCAUGGGGGGCCCGCAGGCCCUCCCGAGAAGCCCUUUGGAGAAGACUGUGUGCUGAGGUGCGGGCUGGGCAGGGAGUCUGGCUGUGGCCCCCUACUCGGGGCCUAUCUCCUCUGGGGCCGAGUGGUCUGGCCAGAGCUGAAGAGAAAGAAGGAGCGUGAGGUCACUGGCAACGUCAGAGGGAGCCCCGAUUGCCUCGUGGCCCCAACUCAGACCCUGAAGAAUCCUGUCUGCAUUCCCCAGCUCGCCCUCCCUGCUGGACAUGGGGUUUGGGGGGUAAGGGGCAAAGCUUGACCGCUGACCCCAAUCUGGGUCUGCUGUGGGACUGGUCACUACUGUCACGGUUUCAGACGGGGCCAGUGCUUGGGGCAGUGCAGACAGUCCAGCGCAAACCCACGCCUCACCGGCUGAGGCCCUUCUAGAAAGUUCCAGGGGCUAACUCCUCACCUUCAGAGGUCAGAGGUCUCCCUGUUCCAGUCUUGGGAACCUCUGACCUUGAAGCAGGUGGUAGCAGGGACCCACAUCCAGCUUUUCGUGCCCGCCUCCCUGGACAGAGCACCCCGACGCUGGGCUCCCUUGUGGAACCCCAGGGUGCCAGCUGUCUGUGUUUCGGGCUGGGGACAUGGGGCCCUUCUGGACUGCCUACCAGGGGGGAGGGGGUGCCACACCUCUGCGUGUCAGGAGAAGGUCCUCCUGGGAAGCCUGUACAGGCGCAGCUUCUGGGCGCCCUGGCUGGGUCGGCGUCAAGCUGGGCCCUGGGGCCCUUCGAGGAUCUGGGUCGGUGUCUG